UUGUGUGAUGAAGUUCAGAUGCGCGCCGUUGUUCCGUACGCGCGUCACCGGCGCACAGAGGAGCUUCCCGACGCGAGGGGAGGCUGGAGAGAUGUGUGGAUCACGACCAUGGGAGGCUCUGAAUAUGUUAUUACACCCCGCUAAUUGACGCUCUUUUUUGUUUGAGUACUAGCCCAGCUGCUCUGGAUUCAGAGAUUCUCAAUCUCCCGGUGUGGACCGUAAACCUCGGCUCGGUUCCUCGCGGUUAUGCUGUAGUUUCCUCGGACGAGGCUUUGUGCAUUUUUUUCCUCUCUCUUUUUUUUGAUCCAGUGAUCCAGGAAAUGUUGGCAUGGCCGCCUCGGGAGCACAGAAGUGUCCGAAGAGUGAGAAGUUGGACGAGGCGCAGGCUUUGGCCAAGAGCUGCGCGGGGAGACCAGACUUCCUGCCUUGUGAUGGACUCUCCAUCUGCGCUACGCACAGCCACGGGAAGUGCUUCAAGCUGCACUGGUGCUGUCACUUGGGCUGGUGUCACUGUAAAUAUGUCUACCAACCCAUGACCAAUGUGUGCCAGCUGCCUAGCACAACUGUGCCACCUGUCGGCUCUGAGUACAGUAACACCAUCGACCUGUCUGUGUCUCUGGCUGAGCGCUUCCUGAAACUUGCCCCUUGCUUCCAGUCCCCGCCUCACUUGGAGUCACCUAAAUACUGUGUCAUCGCAGACCUGUUUGUGGACGACUACAUUGUGAAACGCAUCAGCGGGAAGAUGUGCUACGUGCAGCGCCCCCCGCCUCCCUUACCAGAACCGCCUCAUCCUUCCACCCCUCCCCCACCUGCCCCAGCUACACCGCAGAUGCCCCAAAAUCCCGCUCAGCCUCGGCAACCUGUCAAACCCACCCUGGCAUCUCAACACACACCGGCACCUGCACCUGUGCAGCUCCCCCAGCAGGUGUACAGUGAACACAAACACCCCUCUCCUGUGGAUAAGAUAAAAGGUCCCAAAAUGGACCACUGCUCCUCUCCGUCCAGCUCCGAGGACUCCGGCAUCAAUGCGCUGGGCCUGCACUACCUGGAGUCCUGCGAGGAGGAGAGUGAGGAAGAGGACGAUGACGAGUUGAGCACAGAUGGAAACUCCAGCCCCGGCAGCCUCUGGGAUCAAGACGACUGUUCUGUGCUUUCUCCCUCCAAGUCUAUGAUAGAGAUCAUUGAAAAGAUCGAAACAACUGUGUAACUGUCACGACACUGAAGUGGACACCAGCUGAGAGGGAGCGUGAUUUACAGUGCGAAGUCAUAUUAAUGAGAAUAACAGUCGAGGAUUUAUUUUCCAUGGACCAGUAGAAAACAAAACCCCUCUCUAACGCUGCUUUCCCGGGUUGUUUUGAGUUGAACUGAUUUAACCUGCAGGUGGUCGAGGACUGUAUGUCUGCGCUCACACACAGCCUCCCCUCUGUCCACAUCCCCUGCAUGGAGUGAUUUUCUAGAACCUAUUACAAUAAAGGAGAAAAAGGAAGCACAAGAAUAUCAAGCACAUGCAAAGUGGAUCAAAUAGACCUCUUGUACAUGGUAAUUAUAAAAUCUGAAAAUACAAAACAAAAGAAAAGAAAAUACAAAAGAAUCUCUGAGAAUUUCUCUCUUACUGGAGCUAAAUUAUAGGUCCAGUAAUAUAUACCUUCCAGAGAGAAAUGAACAGAGGUGGUAUAAGUAGAUUUCAUGAUGAUAAUAAGCAGUUUAGUAAUUCUUAGUAUUCUGGCAGUCAGACUUAAUUCUAAUUCAGCGUUCAAGUGGCAGAUAAGCUUGCCAUUUCUUGUUCUCUGGUCAGUGGCUCCACCCACACACGUUAGCAAUUCUGACACUUCAGCAUAACAACCAUAAGGCCAGCUACCUCUCAUGGGCCUAAAGCACAUCAGCCUUUUAACCCGUUAAUUACUAAGCACCGAGCUGAUGGGACAACCCUGAUUUUGUCGCAUUAACAAAAAAAAUAAAGAUAAAAAUGCCGGCCCACAGUUUGUCUGCACUUUACUGACACCAACACGAGCAGUAGUUAGGUAGGUCAGUGUUCGACAAUCAAGGAUUACACAGAAGCACAUUCCUAUAAUGUACCUGCCAGCGAGGACCAAGGAUACACUUGUACCUUCUUAAACCAUUUAACAGGCAUUAACACAUUGUUCUGACCACCUUUUUUCUGGUCAUGCCGAACUGAACUGAAGUGCUGUUCAAGGUUAAAUGGGGCUUUAGAAGCAAAACAUGACUUUUAUUGACCUCUAUUAGCAGCCAAGAAAUUAAAUAGCAUGGACGUGUCUCUGGUCUGAGUCGUGCCAUCACAGCAGAGACUAGUAAGACACCUAGCGAAGAGGGAAUAUAUCUAAUAUAAACAUAUAAACUUAUAAGUUAAUGAAACUGCAUUGUUAUUUGCUUUCUGGGCUUGAGAGUGAAAUGUCUUGUGAUGCUGGCUGAAAGGAGUCUGGGAAAGGUGUUCAGACUAGGUUAGACUUUAUGUCACAGUUAUUUUAUGCUAUGGGGCAGGAAUAUUCACUUAAUGCACCUUUAAAAGAAGAUUACAGUAGGUAUGGAAUAGGAUGCAGAAUAGGUGUUUUGAUGUUGUGAUGGACAAAAUGUUAUAAGAAAUACACUUAAAUAUGAAAUUAGCAAGAGCCCAUUAUUAGUCAGUUAGUAAAAUGAAGCUGGGCUGCGUCUCCUUUUUUUUGGUUAUUAUUAUUAUUAUUAUUUAUUAUUUCCUGGAGAAUUAGUAGCAAAAAUCACUCAGAUGUUCACAUAUAUGUAUUGCUACAAUGCUGCAAGCACUAGAUGUAAUAAAAAAAAAAGUCAUUUUGCAUGACUGCAUUCAUUUGCAGAAGUCCCGCAUAUCAAAAAAUCAGUUUAACAAAUUUCUGAUUCAGUGUUCAACGAGCACAGAUCCUGUAUCUGUUCAAAUUCGAAUAUUUUUAUUUCUUUUUUUUUUUUAUUCAGGGUCAGUCCUUGACAUAACACUUAACACAGUCCCCCUGAAUGCAGUUCAAAACAUGUCAUAUGUUCUUAUUAUUGUUAUAUUAUUUUCAUAUGAAUAAAUCUUAAUGCAA
Toxotes jaculatrix (banded archerfish) is the source of this 3053-nucleotide messenger RNA. RefSeq names its product UPF0524 protein C3orf70 homolog B. The transcript has 2 exons. Lineage: Eukaryota; Metazoa; Chordata; Actinopteri; Toxotidae. The record is from RefSeq and is a predicted model, not a curated record. Bases 329 to 1207 code for a protein of 292 amino acids.